This is a messenger RNA of Mugil cephalus (flathead mullet), 6171 nucleotides long. It is a transcript of the gene plekhf2, whose product is annotated as pleckstrin homology domain containing, family F (with FYVE domain) member 2. Gene Ontology annotation, molecular function: phosphatidylinositol binding; metal ion binding. The transcript is spliced from 2 exons. Bases 507 to 1247 code for a protein of 246 amino acids. NCBI's taxonomy places the organism in Eukaryota, Metazoa, Chordata, Actinopteri, Mugiliformes, Mugilidae. The record is from RefSeq and is a predicted model, not a curated record.
CACAAGAAAAGGACACACUGACGUUCGUGUGAAUUACAGUACAUUUAAUUAAGCUUUUAACUAUGUUAUAGGUGGAGCAGAAUGCUUUCUCUAUUAAAAAUGCAAAAUAAUUUAUAUUGUGAAAAGUACAAAACAUGAAGAACGUAUCAGCAAGAAUGAUAGUAGUGUAGUUCUGACGUUGGAGGCGCCGCUCUGAUUGCUUUGUGGGAAAAUUAUUUGUCACUGUGUCUUGCUGAUUCAUGCAUAAUUGGAGCCAUAUGAAGUCAUAAAUCAUCUUAGAUAUAGAAACGUUGUCUUAUUUAGGGCUUAUAGUGGAGGGCAUUGUGUCGUUAUCUACUAAUUUCCUCUCUUUCAAAACUUUUCAACCGGUGUUGAAACGCAGAAUUGUAAAAACAUGAACUUGAUGUCUUAAUCUGGAAACAACAAAGAGAUGUUUUCUAAGUCUGACUGUUAGCAUCGAUUCAUUUGGAUAACAAAAAAACAGGUUUCAUCAAGGUGAGGUGAAGAUGGUGGACCGGCUUGCGAACAGCGAGGCCAACUCCAAGCGGAUCGCCGUGGUGGAGAGCUGCUUUGGGGCCGCGGGUCAGCCCCUGGCCAUCCCAGGCCGCGUGCUGAUUGGUGAGGGCGUCCUUACCAAGCUUUGCCGCAAGAAGCCCAAGGCGAGGCAGUUCUUCCUUUUCAACGACAUCCUGGUCUAUGGCAACAUCGUCAUCCAGAAGAAGAAGUACAACAAGCAGCACAUCAUCCCGCUGGAGAGUGUUACCAUUGACACAGUACCAGAUGAGGGCGACCUGCGCAAUGGUUGGCUCAUCAAGACACCCACCAAGUCUUUCGUCGUGUAUGCCGCCACGGCUACCGAGAAGUCCGAGUGGAUGAACCACAUAGGGAAGUGUGUGGACGACUUGCUGCAGAAGAGCGGCAAGUCUCCGACAGACGAGCAUGCGGCUGUAUGGGUGCCAGACUCCGAGGCCACCGUGUGCAUGCGAUGCCGGAAGGUGAAGUUUACGCCGGUCAGCCGCCGCCACCACUGCAGGAAGUGCGGCUAUGUGGUCUGCGGGCCCUGCUCGGAGAAGAAGUACCUCCUGCCCAGCCAGUCAUCCAAACCCGUUCGCGUCUGUGAGUACUGCUACUUGCAGCUGACGUCAGGGAACGUCGCACCGCGCUUGGACUCCAUCAACCGGCCGGGGUCAAAGUUCCACAGCAACAACCUCUCAGACGACGACGACGAAGACGACAGCAGUGACUGAGGACUGCCCCUGCCUCCUGAUGGCCCGCUUCGACUCCGCGUCGAGGAGGAAAUUCUCUGCUGAUGAUUUUCUCAUUUCAUUUCUUUUUUUGUUUUUAUCCCAGAUGAUUGAAUCAUGGACCACUGCGGACAGGAAUUCCACCUGAGGAUUUAAUUCAUUAAUUUGUCUUGGAGUUCCAUCUACAAACCAAAAUAUUUUUCCUCUAAUGUCAGAAGGGAUAGAUAUUAUCCUGAACAUGGUGGUCAGUCAAUUAUGGAAUUAACUGGGUGACCAGCAGAACUCUGGGAAAAAGUCUGACUGUUCACCACAGCCGCUCAGUCCGCCCUUCUCCUCUGCCUCUUAAUUAGGCUGCCGUUCGUCACUACAGAAAACAAAGGUGCUAAUGAGAAACCUCUGCUCUGUCCUCUUCUUAAGUUAAUUUUUUUUCUGUUGAUGAACUAACCCAAAGUGAUUACAUGUCAUUUCUGCAGGGAAAAGCAAAUGUUUGGGCUUUAGCCUCUAUCUCCUCUGUUCUUCAGGUAUUAAAUCAAAUAAGACUUUAUUGUAAUGUUAUUCUGGCAUAUUUCUGCCCUAUUUUAUAAACUGUCACCAGCUAAAUGUAAAAGUUCCCCUUUAUGAAUAGCAAAAUGUAGAUAUUACUCUAAAUGCAGGGCUUUUUUAGCGGGUAAUAUAAUUGCUCCCGACCAAUCAACUAAGCUUGUCCGUAACUGUAAAUGCUUAGCAGCUGCCCCAAAAAUGAACUUCUGCCUUUAGCAUCACGUAGUGCCUUGUAGAAAAUUGAGCUCAGCCUUCAGACAGAAAAAGGUUAUGAGUUAAUGAAACCAGACUGCAAAAAAACAGGAACUUCAUGAUAGGUUGACUCUGAAACACAUUAGGCUGGAUGGAGUUUAGUGUGUGUGUUAGCAGCCGAAAGACAGGAAGGGUUCGGUUUGGACUCUUCCUGGAAACCCAACCUUCAAAGGUUCUCCAGUUUAGCUGCUAAUCAUUUGUCUACCAUGGUCUACCUUGUGUUUCCAUAAGUUCUUACGAUGCAGUUGAUUCAACUCUUAGUCAGGAUGUGGCUUAGAAAUGGUUAAUUUUGACGUGCUUCCUUGCUUGUGCUUCUGUGCAGUUCCUGUCUGAACACAUGCCCUGCGUUCUUGGUUGGCACAUUUUCUGUGUCUCAAACAAGACGUGGCGUUGCACCCUCUUGACAACCGUAGGAGUACUUUUCUCGGAUUUAGCAUUGCGUCAUGCAUGACGUUCAGUGGUAACUAAAGACAAAAAGUGGCAGAGGCGAUGCUUAAAGGUGUGAGUCAUGAAGUUGUCAAAGAAGGAAAAGGCAGCGGUGAGGAGGGUGUGACGUUUUCUUACACCUGGUGUGACCAGUGUUAAAGAUUUACUGGACCAUUUUAACGUAUCAUUUGUUUUUGAAUUAAAUGACCCGAUGAUAUAUAGAAUAAUCUAAUGCCUCACAGAUGAUAGAGAGCAGCCAUGUUUGUGUAGAAAGUCUUUAACACUCAGCUGAUACCUCCAGUGAUUGAUAUGAAAUGCAGUGAUGAGGAAGUGUCAGGGCCUGUUGUGAGCUUUCCUUUGCAGUCACACUGUGACUGUGUGUUGCACUAUAGUGUGUGGACUAAUUCCUCUCCCUUCAGUAGCUGAGCUGAUGUCCUGGAAUGAAAGUUAUGAAAUCAGCAAACUGUCUUCCUGUCAGUAACUCUUCACUGUGCUGCUCCGAGGUCAGAGAACCGCUCUGUGUCGCAAAACAAACGCACCUCCUCUGAACUCCACUCCUCUGCCGACACAAGCUAACAAGGCUGUCCUCUCCUCCCUCCUUCCCAGUGUCCUUCCUUCCUCUGUCACCAGCAGAGCUUUGCUAUGGAAAGCACAGUCUGACGAUCAUGUGACACCCUGUGAACCCAGUCAUGUGAUCAGUCAGUGAACCAGGAACUGAGAAAGGCUGCUCAAGGGGAUGUUGUGACAAACUACCUGCCGCAGCCUGUAGAGAAUUCAGACUCUCACAUACAUUCAUACCAUGGGUUUCAGCCAGAGUUUCUCUUCCUGGUGAGUCCUCUGAAGAGUUUCAUUCCUCUAACCGGCAGUUUUCAAAAAAUAAAACAGACUCUUCCCACAUUUAUAUAUUCCUGUAUGUUUCAAAAAAGUUGUAAAAGUCAGAAGGGAUCAUUUCAGGACCCAGAUAUUUUAAAAGAUAUUUUAAAAAUAAAGCCGUAAUCCUUUAGUGAACACCUUAAAAGCCAGAUAAGUUCCUAUGAUCACGUUCUGUCACAGUUUUAAUUUUUCCCUGCAAAGAGGUCUCCAUGUGCGUAUUCAUUUUUAACAUUUUUAACCUCCUCUGGGGAAAGCUAACAGCAGGAUUACCCGAAUGUGUGUGAUUUUAAUUGGUUACAGUUGGAUAUGUUUGAUAAUAUCGUCUAACCAACGACUGGACUUGACACUUUUGUCCGAACCAUUUGCAAUGCAAAGCAGCGGCAGUCGUCUGCCAGCGUAGAAACAGGCGGCGUGGUCGUUCCUGUUGCACGGAAAACAACAGACUUAUAAAUGUGCAGCUUGAGGCCACUGUAGACGGCUGUAUCGAUCCCACUGAAGUGCAUCUGUUCAGCCAGACAAGCAUGAGAUGGAAAAAUACAACAGAAACACCUCCUCUGCUUGUUACACCCGACACCGUCAGAACAGACUCGCGGUGUUGGACCUCAUCAGGCAGACGGGGAGAGAACUGUGAACACGGCUGCUCAUUAAGUUGCAGAACAUUGUGGUGCUGCUUUUUGCCUCCAUUAUGGACCGGGUCAGACCCGUCCUCUGUCUGUUUAAAAAGACUACACAGGUUUUGGGAAUGAAACUCCUCAGAGAUGGCAUAAAAUGGUGAAAAAAAAAGAAAAAAAAAAGUAAUAUGUAAUAAACCUAUCUGAGAGUCUUGAGUUUGGAAACUGAAAUGAUGGAAGGUUUAAUUUUACCUUUAUCUGAGCUCAAAUAGGGAAUAAAAUGUGUUUAUGAAUAAUAAUAAAGAAUAAAUGUGUUAGCUGCUUCUGAACUUUUUACAAGUGACUACAUUUGGAGUGCAAACGGAGCAUUAUCUUUCAACACAGUGAGUUAUUUGCAUGUUUGAAGAGGUUAGGGCAUCAUGAGCAACGCCUCAUUUAAGCUGCAACUCACCAAGCCGCAGAACAGGAAGAAGAAAGGGAUCCUUUUAUUCACACGUCUUUAGAGUUUUACAGAUUUUAUGUUAUUUGCAGUUUGUGUUUCUGUUGCUAUAAUAAAGGCAACCUGCGUGAUUAGACAAAAUCAAAUGCUAAUGAUCACUAACCAGCUGUCCUUUAUACUGUGGCUGGGGUUUUGAUGGGGGAGGCGACUCCACCGUCAGACCUAGGAGCACAAAGUCCAGCCUCAGGUUUGCUGUGGAUUGCACUUAACAAAGUCUGCACAUGGACUCUGAUCCAGGUUAUUACCACAUACUGUCGGAUCCACAGUGACUCUGUUGGAUGUUUUAAAACGAAUCUUCAUGUUGUUUUAAUCCUGUUGAUUUUUUUUUUUUUUUGUACAUUUGUACAGAUUUGUUUUGGGUUAUUGUAUUUCUUUUGUUGUUGUAUAGUUCUGAUCCGUUGUGGAAUGACGCUGUCUCAGCUCUCCUCUUCCUCUCAGUCACACCAGUAGGAUCUGCAGCCCUUUCACUGUCACAAAACCGGAGGGAAAUAGUCACAGUGGCAGGUUGAUUCUGACAUUCACCAGCCAACCAUGUAGACGUGUUCCUGAGGGAGGUCAGAGGUCAGCAGCAGUAGCUGGCAGAUAUUCUGUGAUUAAAGACACUUCAGGAACCUUGUCUAGAGCAUGAGUCCUGGUUUUAAAGCAGGGCAGGGGAACAGACACGUCUCACUGACUCGGCUAAUUUCUCUCAAAGAGCAAACAUUUCUUGCCAGCGUCAUUUCUAAUGUGAAAGGCAAACACGGUGGGAAGUGUCGUCACCGCACAUGAUUUGGCAGACAGAGAUAUUUUUCUGUAUUUAAAAUAAAUCCAUCCACAGUCCCAUUCAAAUUGACUCUAUUUCAAACAACCGUCCUCCCCUGACACUAAUGAGUGGAAAUGAAACGAAAAUAUCUCCGUUUCUCCAAACCAGCCGGAGUGUCUAUAAAUGGUUUAUUUCUUCUCUCUGCUGGUGUUGGUACUUAAUUCUCCUUCCUGAGCAGAACUUCUGUCUUUUAAAUACAGCUGUGUGUGUGUGUGUUGAUGGUGUGAGCAGCACGGAGGCUCUGUCAUGUCUGAUUGUUUUCUGAUUGUGUCCGUGAGGCUUUGAUUAGGAGAAGGACGCGUGUAAGCGAAUGAAUAACCAAUGUAGAGGUUACCAAGUAAUUACUUACUGGGAGGGUUUUGUACGCAACGCAUAAGUGGAAGGUCACCUUAAGAAAAGAUAAGCUUAGCAGUGGCUGAAAGAGUAAUGCUGAUGUUCAUUUGUGUGAACACAAAUCAACACACACACACACACACACACACACACACACACACACAGGUCUGUCACAGCUUUUUAGGUAGGAUGAUGUGUAACAGAAAAGUCCGGCUCAGGUUGCUCACAGUGUGACGAUGUCUUCAGGUGUGACUUUAUCAUGGAAGAAAAAGGUGCAGAUCCUGAGGUCUAAAGGCUUAGGAGACAGCCUGAGACAGCUGAACGAGAGAUCAUGUGUCGCUGAGUUCAGUGUUGAUGUGCGAGCUGCUCACUUGUCGUCUUGUGGACUUUCAGUGUUCUCUCUUGGUUGCUACUUGAUGGUUUCAUUUUCUUUUUCCCUCCCUAGUUCUUGUUUCAGUUUUUUGGGUCAUUUUAAUUUUUUUAAGCUUCUUAAAAGGGCUUCAAUCAGAAUGUAACCCUGCAUAUCAAUACUAAUUCCUUCAGAAAUCUUUAAGUGUAUAUUAUAUAUAAAUAAUGUAUUGCUUAAAGUCA